This is a messenger RNA of Porites evermanni, 7740 nucleotides long. NCBI's taxonomy places the organism in Eukaryota, Metazoa, Cnidaria, Anthozoa, Scleractinia, Poritidae. The record is from the annotation of a GenBank genome assembly.
AUGGAGUAUUAUUCCAGUUCAAAAUUGAGAGCUUACUUGAAAAAAGAAGAUGGAUUAAAAGUUUUGGAGCUGAAAGGAAAAAGACUCUCCAGGGUACCUGUUGCGGUCACCGAACUGAGUGAAAUAGAGAAACUUGUGCUGGAGGAAAAUAACCUGAACAACUUGAACAACGUAAACAACCUGAACAAUCUUAUUGUGCUCAAACUGAAUGGUAACAAAUUAACAUAUCUACCAGCUGAGAUCGGUGACCUCACGGAGCUGAGGGAGUUGUGGGUGAGUAACAACCAGUUGGUUGGUUUACCUACCAGUAUACAGAGGCUGACCAAGCUUGAAGAGCUGGACUUGAGUGCAAAUAAUCUAACUGAAUUACCUGCUGAGAUUGGUAAACUAAGGGAGCUGAGGGAGCUGUAUGUGAAUUUCAACCAGCUAACUCAAUUACCUUCCGAGAUUGGUAACCUGAGGAAGUUGAGGGAGCUGUGGGUGAGGAACAACCAGUUGGUUGGAUUACCUACCAGUAUACAGAGGCUGACCAAGCUUGAAAAGCUGCACUUGGGUGACAAUAAUCUAACUCAAUUACCUUCUGAGAUUGGUAACCUGAGGGAGUUGAGGGAGCUGUGGGUGAGGAACAACCAGCUGGUUGGAUUACCUACCAGUAUACAGACGCUGACCAAGCUUGAAGAGCUGCACUUGUAUAACAAUAAUCUAACUGAGCUUCCUGCUGAGAUUGGUAACCUGAGGGAGCUGAGGGUGAUGAAGGUGAGGAACAACCAGUUGGUUGGAUUACCUAUCAGUAUACAGAGGCUGAGCAAGCUUGAAAGGCUGAACUUGGAUGAAAAUGAUCUAAGUGAAUUACCUUCUGAGAUUUGUAACCUGAGGGAGCUGAGGGGGCUGUGGGUGAGGAAAAACCAGUUGGUUGGUUUACCUACCAGUAUACAGAGGCUGUCAAAGCUGGAAACGCUGGGCUUGGAUGGAAAUAAACUAACUGAACUACCUGCUGAGAUUAGUAACUUCAGGGAGCUGAAGGAGCUGUGGGUGAGGAACAUUCAGUUGGUUGGUUUACCUACCAGUAUACAGAAGCUGUCCAAGCUUGAAGAGCUGGACUUGAAUGGAAAUAAACUGACAAACCUCCCUGCUGAGAUUGGUGACCUGAGGGAGCUGAGAAAGAUGUGGGUGAAUGACAACCAAUUGGUUGGUUUACCUUCCACUAUACAGAGGCUGACCAAGCUGAAAGAGUUGUCCUUGGUUGCAAAUAAACUAAAAGAACUGCCUGCUGAGGUUUGUGACCUGAGGGAGCUGACGCAUCUGUAUGUGGGAGGCAAUCCUUUAAAUGUUGAUGCAAUAAGAUGUGCCCUGAAGUUGAAGAAGAAAGGAGUGUAUGUAGCAAUUGAUAUUGCAGGUGAGCUGAGUUAUACAGUAGCAUUCAGAUUUUUCGAAUCUCUCAAAGAAAAGAAAGUUGGUUCCACAUAUUAACAUGUUCAAAAAAGCCAGGGUAAAACUCAACUAUUUGCCAAAUAAACUUGAGUAAACAUUGAAGAUUUUUAGCGUUUUGGCUGAGUUUGUGCUUUGGGAGUUGUCUAUUGUUUCUAGUCUGUCAUUAUACAGCAUUCUUGUUCAGCACGCGUGCAAAGACCGCGCUUGGCUGGCUUCCCGAAUGCUCACCGAGAUAUAAUAAUUUUGGUACAGUGAGACAGGCAAACGCGUGAUACAUAGAGGUUUAAGUCACAAUUUUUAAUCAAUUCUCGUGCUUCUUGUGCCUUUGCAAAAAAAUCAAGAAGUGCUACAUACUAAAUCUACUUACUAUUAAAAAAAUAUCAUUUUUUCAGAGGUUUAAUGCAAGCCAAUAAUUAAACCAAGUCGUGGCGGGAAUAUCUCGGUGAGCAUUCGGAAGUCAGCCAAGCGCGGUCUUUGCACGCGUGCUGAACAAGAAUGCUGUAUAAUGACAGACUAGAAACAAUAGACAACUCCCCAAGCACAAACUCAGCCAAAACGCUAAAAAUCUUCAAUGUUUACUCAAGUUUGGGCUUAUAGAAGAUAAUGUCACAGUUUUUCAAUGACCAUGAAAUUCAGAGUCCGGGUAGUUAGUUAAUCAAUUGUGGCCCUGAAAAAAUUUGAAGGAAAAAAAACUACGAAUUUUUAAGAAAAUGCUUUUUUCGUGAGAAGGACUCUUAAACGCUGACAAACGUCAACAAAUAGCGAAAACUAUAAUUUCUAUAUGUUUGCUUUGCUCGAAAUCGCGCGCAUUUACAAGGCCCUAAAGCGUUUUGCUGACUUGCAAGGACCCAUCUGUUAUAACGAUGCCCAAAAUAAAGAGAUGAAUCUCAUAGUUUAUUAGAUAUAAUCCGUGUAAAGUUUGCUUAUCAUUUUCGCAUAAAUUAUGACCUAAAUUUGGAAACCGCUGAAUUUCUCGAAUUGGGUCUUUGCGAUUUUGGUGAAACUCUGUUCAGCGCAAGGCACUAAUGCGCACUAUGUGUAGCCGAGAGAUUUUCACGAAAAAAUGCCGGCAACAGCAGAUUUUCGACUCAGACCUCAAAGGGGCGUGGCAUUAUAACCACGUGACAUUUACUCCGAUCGCCAAAAAUUUUAUGUUAUAUUGUAGAUUGAUCUAUAUGUUAUCCAUUCUAUGUGUUAGACUUACGAUAAAAGUAAAGGUGGGGAUACCAGAGAGCUUCAAAGUAGGAUGGUACCCCCCCAAAAAAAACUGGGUCGAGUCACCUUAAAUGACAGGAUUUUGGGUAAUUUCUAAGGUUAAUGAACGCCCGACAUUGUACCCCAUCUUAAACAACAUAUUACAUCAACAAGAUCAACCUCAGUUUCACCUUUACCCUAAUAAAAGGGAGUACCAAUCAAAUAUAAUUUUUACAACAACUGAAUUAUGUCUCGCAUGCUGAUUGGCUAAUUUUUAUUAUCAAUAAGAGGACAGACACGUACAAUUUUAAUUUAUGCAAGACGCGGUCAUUUGCCGAAGGAAUGCCGAACUUCUUUGUUUUUGCUUAGUUUAGUUUCGUAGAAGAUUCACUUUCUGUCCUCUGAGAAAAAUAGCCAGAUAGCUCUGAUCAUAGUUAAUUAAAGUGGAAUGGUUGGGAAACCCUUUGUUAUAGGUUUUUGUUAGCUUUUUUGGGCCUCACCGAGCACAACGUUCAAGAGCAUUCCUAUCAUUUUGAAGUUAUUGACCAAUAGAAACAUUGCAUUAAUUUAUUCAGUCAUAAUUUGUGAACAGAAAAAAAAAAGGACUGUGCACGGUCAGGGAGCUUCCAACAUAGCCUACAGCACCAUUGUUUUCAACUUUGAUGUUUGCCGGGUUUCCUAAAGCUGGUUUUCAUAUGUCUGGAAAAUCCCAGACGAAAGGCGAAUUGACUGUUUCCCGACUGUCCCAGGUUUUUGCCGACUAAUAAAAACUCGAAACCGUAGAUAUCCCCGAUCAUAUAGACGGGGACAAAUCUGGAGAAUCAGGAGCGUUUCUAUUUUCCCGGCGCCUCCCAGAUUUCUGCGAUAGUCGGCGAUCAUUCCCGACAAAUGACAACUCACAUUUGUACCGUCGGGGACGUCGGCGAUGGAUCUCGCUCAUUACCAAUCCCCUAAAUUGCUGGGCUCCGGUCCCUCUAACACAAAUAAACGUGACGUCUCUCGAGAAUCUGGGCAGGCUUCUGGCGAUUAUCCGAUAUAUCGGCAAAAUCUGGGAUGGUCGGCAAAAAGUAAAAUCGUGUGGGAUUUUCCCGACAUAAUAUGAAAACCAGGCUUAACUAGUCUCUUCUACUAACUAUGCUCUGAUGCAAGACUUGGCGCCCUGUUUGGAUUCUCUAGCAGAGGAAACUAAACAAGACACUUAGUUUCCAAAAGCGGAGACGACGUGCUUUAAAUUGUACAGUUUCAAAACUGCGAUUUAGAUAUUAAGUGUUUAAUAUUCCUACAUAGCUUUAAAGUUAAAAAAGUAAGAAAACAAUUCUGAAAGUAUAGUUUAUUAAAAACAAAGAGAUUUUUAACGAUAGUUUUCUUUGGCAAGUACUGAGUGUGUUUCUAAUCCUUUUUUCCGAAAGCUAAACAAAAUUUUUGUACAAACUUUAUGAAACUUUGUAAGUACCUGGUGAGUUGAAUUGAAAACUUCAUGCCUUUAAAACCCACCUUUCGGUUUGAUUGUACACAGCUCAUAUGGCUGAAUGGCGUUCAGGACAACAAACAAGAUAAGAACUGAAGUGAUCAACCGGCCGUACGUACACGAUUUCUGUUCGUACUGAUUGGUCAGCAGCUCCUCAAAACUGCCAGGCUAUAGUUUAAUCUACAGACAGCUCAACUGUACAUUGCUUCGACUUGUUCGGUUACUUCAACAGCUUCAAAAUCUUUCCUUGAAAUAAUAUUUAACCUUGGGCUAGUUAACCACUUUAUACAGCCCUAAAAUGCCUCCGUUUUGUCAAGACAAAAAAUAGCGCUGUUCCCAUUCUUGUUUGAAUUGCUAAACAAUUUAAAUUCCUAAUUUAUGCAAGGCAGUGGCGUGACUUAACCUGUCAAAUUUUUGUCAUCAGUAGCCUAUCACCAAGCGAGAAAAGUUAUUAUUUCGGCGGAGCGCGAAGUAAAGGAUUCGCAACGCUCAGGAAUGUCCCAAAGUUGCUUUUUUUUAGACAAGAUUGGGCACGCAAAGUCUGUAGGUUUUCGGUUUUAUUCGGUCAUUUGACAAAGUGAGAGCCAAAUUAGUUCGAGAUAUCAAGAGAUCACUUCGAUUUCUUUGAUUUAUUCUUUAGCUUAGAAUUAUUAAUUUGGCUUUCCCGCGAUUUGAACCGACUCACCUGUGUGACCCGUCAGAUCAGAGGAGACUCUAAGUUGAGGGAUCAGCCGAUUGCGCCACUGCGACCCAAGGUAGUUUGGGAUAUGAAAAAUAGCAAUGAAAUUAUGCACUAGUUUUGGGACAAGAUUGGGCGCGCAAGUUCGUGACUUUUCGGCUUGUUUGGCUAUUUCACGAAAUGAGACCGCAAUUACUUCGAGAUAUCUUGAGAUCACUUCGAGUUUAGUCUUUAAUUUACUCGAAGAAUAAGUAGUGUUGAAAAAAAUUUCACGAGUUAGCGCACCUUAAAAAAUGCUGCAAGACGUUUUGUCUUUAUUGAGUGCUACGUAAUAAAAUUGCUGUCAUGCGUUGGGCGACUUUCUCGAACGUUCUCUACGUUUUUGCAUCAUUCAUGAAUAAUUAAUUAGGGCAUGUUGACAUUUCAGCGCGAGUCAGCAGAUUUGCGUCAGUUACUGAAAUCAUAAAAUAUGUCGAAAAGCUACUACUAUUCGCCUGUUUAGUAUUUCCUAGAACCUUAUGUGAAACAGUAUACAAUUUCCAAGCAAGUUGUUUUGACGAACUAAGUCUUUUCCCAUGAGCUGCAGUGCUGUGUUUAGUCAAGUGUGAUGAAGGUCGAAUUUCAAGUUCUGUGCUUACAAGUUGGCGGAAGCCGUAAGAUACCUGAAGUUCAAGUGCGAGUUUGUGAUUAUUGGCAGAGGCUGUUUAGUUUUACUUAAGUUCAAGUCAAGUUUGUGUAGGCGGAUGCUGUGUUUUAAAGCUCUGUAAAGACUGCGUUCCUUUGGUAUUAAACUUCCUUGUGUUAAUACGAAAUCCGUGCGUGCUGAUAGUCAGUGAAUAAUUAUCCUCAAAACAUUCGAACUCGUAACAUUGGUUUUAGCCAAUUCCAUGCUCAACGUAAUUGACUCCUUACCCAUGCCUUACAUAUCUUUUAUCAGUAGAUAAGACGAUUAUGCUGUUUUUGAAGCCUGAUGUAAAAAAAGUAGAGAAUUCUUUUUUCACUGUUUGUUUUGUUAGACUUGUUACUGACCGCCAGUAACCUCAUAUUUGACCGGCCGUCGAUAAAACCCGGAACGCGGAACAUUCCAAAAACAAGAACAAUUUCUUCUACUCGGAUAUGAUAUCGGUUUCUUUUUCUUUCUUCAUUUGUUGUUUUUAUGUUAUUUUAUGUUACUUUGUUUAUUAUUAAUUUUUACAAAUAUUAUUUUAUUAUUUUUAUUCUAUUUACUUUUUUUUAAUGAAAAUUAUUUUUAUUUUUCGCAUGCUACGGAAUGUUCCGUGUUCCUGGUUUAAUCGACGCCGUAUAAAUAGACUUGGGUCUAAACGUUUAGACCCAAGUCAAAUUUAGAAGGAUUUGUAUGGAGUCAUCAGAGCAUACCUGGGCUAAUAUCUCAGAUACAAUUUGCCCCGAAAUGCUAGUUUUUGGCAAGUAUGCCUCUUGGGUGUUGCUCUUUUCAGAAUAUCCUGACAAAUCCCAUAAUUUCACAAAUUGACACCUUACUCUUACCAUGUAUUAUUUCUUACUAUUCCUCCACAUUUACAGUUAAUCAGGUCCACAACCACGACGCCGAAGUGUACGCUCCAUAGCGUCCUGUUGACAAUAGCAUUGCGCUAGUGUAAAAAAGUCAUAAAUUUUCUUUUGUUUUCUUCAUUUUUACCGGCAAUAUUUGACUAUCUUGAGCUUUUGUUAUUGUAAAAAAUGGUAGUGUUAAACAAUGUUAUGAUGUCAUUUUAUCAUCAACAAGAGGACAGAUGAUAAAAAACUGGCGUCAAUUUGUUAAAUUCCCACAACUUUUGAAUGGUGUGUUAGUAUGUGUAAUCAAAUAGUGACGAGUGAGUGAAUUAGGGAAUAAUUUCACGCGCGUUUUGUCCAAAUCCUAAUAAUACUAAUAAUAAUACUAAAGGCUCGGGAAAUUAUUAGGAUUUGGACAAAACGCAAGUGAAAUUAUUCCCUAAUUUCACGAGUAUACCAUUUUAUUACCUAUUAAUAUCAUGGGUGACGAAUUACGUUAGCAAUCUUGGAUUUUUAAUAUGUCUAUCCUGGAUCGUAUCGAUCGAGAACUCCACUCUCUCAAAUGUUUAGACCUUAAAUUUGGCGUACAAAGUUCAGAAUUUUUCAGACUUUUUCGGCAAAAUACCUGUUAGAAUCCUUCUUGAUGUUCUCUUGUGUGUUCGGGCUUUCUAAAGCGUCUUUUUGUGCCCUGACAUCUUCAUUCACUUCGUCGCCAUCUUGACACUAAGACGUACGGAGGGUUGCCAUGGCAAUUUUGUAAUUUCACAUGUGAAAUUACAAAUUAACGCUGAAAUUUCGCGCCAAAAUUAAGGAAUAAUUCGUCACCUAUGAUAUUGUAUCUGUAACACUGGAAAUUCUGGUUACAACAGAGUAUUGAAACCAUACUCUCAGACUCAUUAAUAAUUCAUUAAGAAAAUACAAAGGAAAUUAAUGUUUAAUGAGUGUUUGGAAAUCGGAUGAAACACUGCUUAGUAUUUGCAUCCUUAAUUUCUCCUUCAAAGAUGAUUUUGUUUGAGAAGAAAUAUCAAACAUUCGACACAGUGUUUCAUCACCAGAUGAAACACUGCAUCUCAUGUUUGAUAUAUUACGUGAAAAAUAAGAAGUAAAGAUGAAUGAUUAUCAUAUCAUUGGUGUGGGGCAAAGCCUGGUCUCAGAAAAAAAUUAACCCCUCCCCCAUGGCCUCUAAAGGUCAGUCAUGUGAUGUAACUAAACAUGUCAUAAGUACUGCUCUGAUCGGCAAUGUUGGACUGGAAACUAAACCGCUAGAACGACAUUAAUUAUCUUUAUUUAGUCGUCGUUUUUUUUUCCACCAGUUCCUUCAGAAAUAGAAGCACUCGGAGAAAGAGCACAGCUUGCUUAUCAAAGUGCUCUUAAAGAUGGAGCUGUCAAUGUUUACCGUGGUCGAGUGUUUCUUAUUGGCCAGGAUCGGGCAGGGAAAACAAGUUUAAAGAAGUCU